CACUGAAGAAUGUAGAACAAGUGGUACCAGAUGCAAUUUCGAAUACACCGCUUGGAAUUUUUCAAAUGCUUCCACCUGAAUUACUCUAUGUAAUUUUUGAUCGCAUUCCAGUACUACAGUUGAAGCAGCUUAGUCUUUCGUCCAAUACACUGAAUAUCAAAAUCCGUGGAUACGUAUUAAUGGCUGGUACACGCCGACGAUUUUUCGCCGAAACGGCUGCGGUGUACUGUGCUGAUUUUGAGAGUGCACAAGAUCCGUUUUAUGCUUGGGGUAUGCUUCUAAAGGCUUGCACUAUUGUAAUGAGCUUUCAUGGCGGUCAUGUCUUCUUGGCAAAAUUCUUCAACAAGAAUAAAAAUGUCGAAAACUGGUAUGGUUGGGGUCGAUGCUUUAUGGCGUUUUGCAAAGGAUGGACACAUAAUGAAUGUGAAGAACUGUUCAGAGCAGUGAUGCGAUUUACUGGCUUAAAUGGCAUUCUGAAUCGCGCUAUGUCAAGAAAAGUUCGAGUACGCCUCCGAGGCUUCUUCCUGAGCUGUUAUGAGAAAAGUGACGAGAUCUAUGGAUUCUGGAUUUCGAUUAUUUUGCGUACUCAAAAGACUAUUGCUCAACAAGGGCAAUUAUUUAUGAUCAUAUUCGGACCUGUGAAGCUGGAUGAGGAUAACUGCGAUAUCAUUGACUGGGAGCUGUUGAGUAAUACCACAAUUGAAAAUCGUCAUCUAUGUGAGGAAAUAAUCGGUCCUAUGUCUUUCAGUGUUCAUUGUAUGGUUACUAAUGAAAAUUUAAGGGAAUAUGCAUGGAAUGAUUAUCAUAUUUUCAAUUUGAUCGAAGAAAUUACAACAGCUCCAUAUUCUUGGACUCUUGACAACUUUGCUGCACUUUUGGCUCUCCGACCAAAACUUAUUCAUAUUGCAUUGUAUGCUCGAAUAAUACAUGGUCAUCAAGAAGAGGCGGCACAUCUUUUUCAUGCUAUAAAUUCGGUUCUGCACCAGUGGGGUAUUUUCUCGAGCGCAGCAGUGACAACUGUACUGUUAAAGACAUUUCGGGCCUUGUCUGAUAUUCGCCGUCGACAUUUUUUAUCUUCUUUCUUGAGGAUUGAAUCGGAGUUGCUGAGCGAUGCCUUAAUGAAUGAACCUUUCGAUCGUGAUUAUUUUUAUAUGGAAUUGGCUGUUGGACGCGCUGUAUCGCCCUUAGUGACAUUGAUGGCGUCAAAUGUAUGA
Messenger RNA from Acanthocheilonema viteae, 1214 nucleotides. NCBI's taxonomy places the organism in Eukaryota, Metazoa, Nematoda, Chromadorea, Rhabditida, Onchocercidae. The record is from the annotation of a GenBank genome assembly.